This is a messenger RNA of Acanthopagrus latus (yellowfin seabream), 3735 nucleotides long. It is a transcript of the gene gabrb4, whose product is annotated as gamma-aminobutyric acid type A receptor subunit beta4. Gene Ontology annotation, molecular function: extracellular ligand-gated monoatomic ion channel activity; GABA-A receptor activity; neurotransmitter receptor activity. The coding region runs from base 1297 to 2835 and encodes 512 amino acids. NCBI's taxonomy places the organism in Eukaryota, Metazoa, Chordata, Actinopteri, Spariformes, Sparidae. Gene Ontology annotation, biological process: chemical synaptic transmission; signal transduction; regulation of membrane potential. Gene Ontology annotation, cellular component: membrane; neuron projection; GABA-A receptor complex. The transcript is spliced from 10 exons. The record is from RefSeq and is a predicted model, not a curated record.
GGGAGGUUCUGCUCCAUCAUGUCUCUCCGGACUGUUGAUCCUCAGUCAUGUGUUGAUUGUUUCCAGGAGGAGACGAGCGGACCACAUUAACUCCCCCCUCCUCCCCCCCAAAAAACGCCAUUUAAACUCGGACAGCGGAGGCAAGUGGACUUUUUUUUUUUCUUUUUUUUUUUUCUUAAUUCCCAAACAGCAUCCUCCGAUAUGAACCCCGGCGUUGUGAUGAUACACGUACUGGCGUAUUAGUUGCCAUCCAUAUUUCUCGGCAUCAUUUCUUCUUCUUCUUCUUCUUGUUCUUCUUCUUCUCCUCUUCUCUCUCCAGCAGAGGAGUGAUAUAGCCUGCUCUGACGUCUGCAUCAGAUAUUACCCAGUGCUUUUUUUUUUUUUUUUUUUUAUUCCAAUGUGCAUUUUCCCCUCAGUGACUUUGCGCUGAUCUACAUCAUCAUCAUCAGCGGCGGCAGCAGCAGCAGAAGCAGCAGCAGCAGCAGCAGCAGCAACGGGAGGGAAAAAAGAAAAAGAAAGAAAGAAAAGAGAGAGCGAGAGAGAGAGAGAGAGAGAGAGAGAGAGAGAGAGAGAGGGAAUGAAGAUUUCAUUUUUCUUUUUCCCUCUGCGCCCACCGCUCCCCUCCAGCCGACCAGCGUUCCCAGCUCAAACAAAUAUCUUUUAACAACAUCACGUUUGUGGAAUAGUCUGGCGCCGGAGCCUCGCUGGAACCAUGCCUCUUCUGCAGGUUUGGACUGGGAAAUUUCAUCCGCCGAUUUGAUCACCGGGAGGCUGCUGCUCAGUCAUUCAUGCCAGUGUUUGUUUUUUUAAGGGGGAGAACACUUGUCAUCACUUUUAAAAGUAUUGUGUAUGCCGUUUUUUGAGCAAGAUGUCUGAUCUCCUGGUGUUGGUCGAGGGGCUCUGUGACCUGCACGGAUUUCCAUAGCCGGGGAAGAAGAAACAAAACAAGAAGAAAAAAAAAAAAAGGAAUCCCCCCCUCCCCCCCAAAAAGAAAUUAAAGAAAGAAAAAGGAAAAAACAGAAAUCAGCGGGGGGCCAAUUACAAGAUUCUUCUUUUUUUUUCUUUUUUUUUUUUUUUUUUCAACAGCGAGAAGCUUAUUUUAAUGAAGACAUCGCAUAUGUAGAUGUAGCCCAGUUUAUUCGGCAUUUUCUUUUUUUUUUUAAAGGCAAUAUAUAUAUUUUUUAAUUGCCUUUUUUUGUUUUUUGUUUUUUUUUUACUUUGUGCGGUUUUUUUUUUCUCUGGAGGACCACUGGACUGGUUGGAUUAUAGAAACUAUAUCUUGAGGAUUUUGUGGAGAUGUUGGGUCGUCAAGAAGAUAAAUUAUGUGGAAUUUUCUCUGCUCUGGCGGCUUUGUCCUUCUUCUGCUUUGUUCAAAGCUCCUCCACUGGAAGCUCCGGAAUGUCUGUGGCCAAGACUACCGUGGACAAGUUGCUGAAGGGAUAUGACAUCCGACUAAGGCCUGAUUUUGGAGGUCCUCCAGUCAUCGUAGGAAUGAGCAUCAACAUAGCAAGCAUCGACUCCAUCUCAGAAGUAAACAUGGACUACACCAUCACAAUGUAUUUCCAGCAGAGCUGGCGAGAUAAGCGUUUGGCCUACGGUGAGCUGAAGCUGAACCUGACUCUGGACAACCGUGUAGCAGACCAGCUUUGGCUCCCUGACACCUACUUCCUUAAUGACAAGAAGUCCUUUCUUCAUGGUGUGACAGUAAAAAACCGUAUGAUCCGUCUGCACCCUGACGGCACGGUCUUAUACGGGCUGAGAAUAACCACCACAGCUGCUUGCAUGAUGGACUUGAGGAGGUACCCUCUGGAUGAACAGAACUGCACCCUGGAGAUUGAAAGCUACGGAUACACCACAGACGACAUCGUAUUCUUCUGGCAAGGAGGGGACAACGCUGUGACGGGCGUUGAUAAGCUAGAGUUACCUCAGUUCUCAAUUGUGGAGCUCCGCUUGGUGUCCAGGGAGGUCAGGUUUACUACAGGUUCAUAUCCAAGGCUUUCGCUGAGUUUCAGGAUUAAGAGGAACAUUGGAUAUUUCAUCCUGCAGACAUACAUGCCCUCCAUCUUGAUCACCAUCCUCUCCUGGGUCUCCUUCUGGAUCAAUUACGAUGCCUCUGCAGCUCGGGUGGCCCUGGGUGUGACUACGGUGCUUACCAUGACAACAAUUAACACCCACCUUAGGGAGACUCUCCCAAAGAUUCCGUAUGUGAAAGCCAUCGACGUCUACCUCAUGGGCUGUUUUGUGUUUGUGUUCCUGGCCCUGCUCGAAUAUGCCUUUGUAAAUUACGUGUUCUUUGGCCGGGGCCCUGCGCAGCAGAAGAAAAUCAACGAGCGGCUGAACAAAGUCAACAACGAGCGCACGAGAUACGAAGAGAAGCGCCUGAGGGAACAGGACUCCAUUUCCGCGCCGUUUCAAACCAACACCUUCAGGUCAUUUACACAGCGAAGAAAUCUGUAUCUCGAGGAACAAAGAAAAGUUGGGGUGGAUGCGUACGGAAACAUCCUCCUCACCACGCUGGAGAUGAACAACGAAGUGAUGCCUUCUGACGUGGGGAGCAGCGUCAGUGACUCUCGGAAUUCAGUCAUGUCCUUCGACAGCUCCGGGGUCCAAUUCAGGAAGCCCAUGGCGCCCCGAGACGGCUUCAGCCACCACUCGCUGGACCGGAGCGCCAUGCGGAGCCGGGCCAACUGUCGGCUACGGCGACGCUCCUCCAAGCUCAAGUUGAAAAUCCCAAACCUGUCAGAUGUUAGCACCAUUGACAAGUGGUCCCGGGUCAUUUUCCCCAUCACCUUUGGAUUUUUCAACCUAAUCUACUGGUUGUACUAUGUGAAUUGAUGUGCAUCCCACUAGGAAUCAUGGGCCAUAUUUUGAGAGCACAUUAAAUUGGCUUUGAUACAGUUCCAAAAUAUGUAUACACAUAUACAAGUUGAACAUAUGUAUAUGCAUAUUUCUAUAUAUUAUAUUUAUAUAUACACAUGUGAAAUCCGAAGGACCUUUCUGCUGUACAAAGUAUUAAUAGGAUGACUUGAAUGUUUAAGAAAUAAUUGUGAGCGAAGAAUUUCAAGGCUUUGAGUUUCUUUUUUUUUUUCCUCCUGAAAGAAACAAAACAACAAACAAACAAACAAACAAACAAACAGACAAACAAACACGAGAUCCCGCCUGGGGUUUUUGGAACUAAAGACUGCAUGAUAUUUUUGCUAAAAAAGAAAACGAGAAAAAAGAGAGAGGUGAAAAGCUCCUGGGAGAGAAAAGAUGUCUCAGAGUCCCAUCGAACUUUUUAUUGAUACUUAUCGUGAUCAAAAAAGAAAAAAAAAAAAAUCCUCUUCUGCAGCUCAUGAAAUCAGUGGUGGCUCGUCUGUUCAGGCAUCAGCUGAGUGAGAUCCUUGACACCCACCCACCCCUCCAAUCCCCCCUCCUCCACCCCCAAAUCCCCCAAUCCCCUCCCCCCGAAACCCCUCAUUCGCCCAUGGAUAACACGCACGGAAAUCUCCGGUUCUACUAUGUACAGCAACCUUGUUUGGAUUAUGUGUUGUUCCUUGGGUUUUUUGAAGUGAUAUCGUUCUCUUUAUCAGACAUCAGCUCUGGGCCCCCCCUCCCCCGGUGGUCUCCACGUGAGAAGGGGUUGGGGGGGGGGGGGCCGCGUGGAUGGGAUGUUUGACCGCCGCCGCCGCAGAGUCAACGCAAAACUUGUAUUCCUUUUUUCUCUUCUCAUGUUAUUUUUAGAAAACAUGUCCU